Molecule: messenger RNA, 1308 nt
Organism: Dimorphilus gyrociliatus
Lineage: Eukaryota; Metazoa; Annelida; Polychaeta; Dinophilidae
Source: the annotation of a GenBank genome assembly
GGGAGUAGGUGCGAGCCUGUAAUGGCAGAGUUUUAAAACCGAGUUUUUUCUUAUUAUUGGUUUCUUGACAUGAUAUACUGGCUUUUUAAUAAAAUGUUGGUAGUAAUUAAUCAUCUUAAACUUAUGUCCAUCUAUACGUCUUUUACAAAAAAAUCAAGGCAAAACAAGAAAAGAAUUCUGCCUCUUCGAUGGCUAGCCAAGUAUAUUCCGUUUAAUAUAGACGCAACAAUUGAAUUACACCCGUAUCUCGUGAACGAUGAAGAUACUACAUCUUCUCAAAGUGAUACAAGUUGGAUGUUCGACAACUCUAUUCUCAGUCUGUUCGAUAUAUCUAUUUUAUUUGAAAGGAGUUAUCGUGAUUGGGGAGUUCUUUACAGAGCUCAGUUCAGGCGUAAAAGUCAACCGGAAAAGCCGACUGAAACAAAAGCUGAAGAAAAGCCAGAAGAACAAGCUGCUAUGAAGAAGAUAAAUGAGUUGGAAACAGAACUAGACGCUUUAAAAUCUCAAAUCGCUAAGCUCAUAAAUAAUACAGCUAUAACAUGUUCAACUCCCGUUCUUACUGCAUUUCCUACUCCAGAAAAUACACCAAAGUCUUCUAAAACAGCAGUAGUUGCAGCACCACCACCACCGCCUCCUCCACCUCCUCCUCCCCCACCGCCACCGAUUGACAAGAGACCAUCAGUUAGAGAUAUUAUAAUGCAAAACAAGAAGUCAUCUAGCAACCAAACAAAAUCAGUUAAACAGCCAAGUGGAGUUGAUAUGUCAGAAGUUUUAAAAGGCCUUGGAACAGUAAAGUUGAGAUCGGUAGAAAGGUCUCCCGGAGGGACCCCUGUUAGGCGGCCAAAAGAAAAUGAAAUGAACGACGUAGGUUCUGUUAUUCAUAGAGCGUUGAAGAAGAGACUCGAUAAGAUAAGGCAAAGUGUAGGGGGAAGUCCAGACAAAGAAAACUGCUCCCCAGAUAAAUGGAGUCCCCAUGAAAGCCUACCGGGUCCUCAUCUUCUCCGAUCGUCUAAUCGAAAGCUGGAUAAUCUUGGCAGAGAUAAGCGUUCGAAAUGAGCCGAACUACGUUGUAUUUACUUGAACUAGGCCUACAAAGGACCACCCUGGUAGAACGUCGUGAGCAACGCCAUCUACCAUAAAAACGUUUCUUCCAUUAAAUUGCCUAUGAAAACUAUUAAAAUUGUUUAAUUUUGUUUUUUUUUCAAUAUUUUGUAUUUUUUUUGUAUAUUCUGUUUACUCUGACGCAUUAUGUUCAUUUAAUAAAAAUAUAUAGGCCUAAUGACAGGCGGCUAUUAAAGCUUAAAACCA